UCUUUCUUGACCCAACCCUCAAAUUCCAAUUUUGAAAAGCUUUGAUAUUUCUUUCUCACUUCUCAUUAAAAAGCCUCCUUUUUUUGCCAAUUCAACUGUCUCUCCGUGUUCAACUCGCGUUCAAGCCAGCCACAGGUGACGAAUCCAACUUCUUCUUUUCUAGAGAGAGAAAUUCAAACAAAAUAGAGGAAGGGAUAAAAAGGUGAACAACGUGAGCGAGAGAGAGAGAUUCAUCCUCAAUUAUACAGUGAGAAUAUUAUAAUUAAUCGAAAAUACUAAAUUUUUUUGUUCAAUCUCAAAUUUUGAUUUAAGUUUUUAAUUACUUGACGGAAGUUAGGGUUUUUAGUAUUCUUCGCCUUUUAAUCUUCAAUUUUCAUCUUUGUUUCCUUCAAUUCUGGUGUUCAGCGAUCGAUUUGAUUUGAUUUGGUUUGAUUAUCGAAGUUUUUUUUAAGCAUCUCGAAUUUCUGAGAUUCUUGAGCAAAUUUGGACAAAAAACUGGAAAUUUUUCGAAUGAUGUUGACAUUAUUCGAUGCGUUGUAAAGUAAUAUGGCCUUGGAUUUCUAUUGCUUACAAAAUGUCGCUUUACAUCGGUCGCGAAGCUUCAAAGCUAUGGAAGAGAUUUUGUGCGGAGGUAUCUACAGAAAUUCAACUUCUCGCAGAAAAUUGGAAGUACAUUCUAGGAGGACUCGUUUUUCAGUAUAUACAUGGUUUGGCUGCCCGAGGCGUUCAUUAUAUACAUCGUCCUGGUCCAACACUUCAGGAUGCUGGCUUCUUCCUUCUUCCUGAGCUUGGACGAGACAAAGCUUACAUUAGUGAGACCGUUUUUACUUCCAUCUUUAUAUCAUUUGUCCUGUGGACUUUUCAUCCAUUCAUUUUCAAAAGUAAAAGGAUCUACACAGUUCUGGUGUGGUGCAGGGUCCUUGCUUUUCUAGUUGCGUCGCAGUUUCUUAGGAUCAUCACAUUUUAUUCUACACAGCUUCCUGGUCCAAACUACCAUUGUCGUGAGGGUUCAAAACUUGCUACUCUUCCCCCGCCACACAGUGCAUUUGAGGUCCUUUUGAUUAACUUUCCUCGAGGGGUUCUCUAUGGCUGUGGCGACCUCAUUUUUUCAUCGCAUAUGAUCUUUACACUUGUGUUCAUUAGGACAUAUCACAAAUAUGGCACUAAGAGGUGGAUUAAGCAAUUGGGUUGGCUACUUGCUGUGUUCCAAAGCUUAUUGAUUAUUGCUUCUCGCAAACAUUAUACAGUGGAUGUUGUUGUUGCGUGGUAUGCGGUCAAUCUGGUUGUUUUCUUUGUUGACAAGAACCUUCCUGAAAUUCCUGACCGGUCAAGUGUCGGUGCAUCUCUCUUGCUACCCGUGAGCAACAAAGACAAGGAUAGCUGGAACAAGGAGGAAAACCACAAGCUCUUGAAUGGGAACUCUGUGGAUCCCAUGGAUAGGAGGCAAAGAAAUGGAAUGAACGGCAAGAUUAUGGAAGAUGGACUUGCAGUUCACAGUCACAGUGAAAGUGCAAUUAAUGGCGCAUAAAUCUACCGAGAAAUUAACAAUUGCAUAUGGUCGACUCGAAUCUAUGCUUGGAGUUUCGAUGGAUGCUCGUCUGGAUAUAUAUCAUAUUUUCAAAUGGAAUGAAAUUUUGGUCACUGGUUUUAAGCAUUUGCCUCGUCUUGUAGAUUUUUGUUAUGUAUAAAAAUUUCAAUUCUCAAAAUAUUUCAGUUAGAUUAGUUAAAGAAAAUAUUUAGAAUC
Messenger RNA from Beta vulgaris subsp. vulgaris (sugar beet), 1744 nucleotides. RefSeq names its product phosphatidylinositol:ceramide inositolphosphotransferase 1. The transcript has 12 exons. The coding region runs from base 530 to 1528 and encodes 332 amino acids. Gene Ontology annotation, biological process: ceramide biosynthetic process. Gene Ontology annotation, cellular component: endoplasmic reticulum membrane; trans-Golgi network; Golgi membrane. Gene Ontology annotation, molecular function: ceramide cholinephosphotransferase activity; inositol phosphoceramide synthase activity; sphingomyelin synthase activity. The record is from RefSeq and is a predicted model, not a curated record. Lineage: Eukaryota; Viridiplantae; Streptophyta; Magnoliopsida; Caryophyllales; Amaranthaceae.